AUGCGUCUUCUUGUUCUCCAUCUGCUGUUCUUCCUUCUGGGCUCCGCCGCCAAGGCUGGGGAGAUCAUCGGGGGCACAGAGUGCAAACCACAUGCCCGCCCCUACAUGGCCUAUCUGGAAAUUGUCACUCCUGACAAUCACCUGUCGGCUUGCAGCGGCUUCCUCAUAAGACGAAACUUUGUGCUGACCGCUGCACACUGUGCUGGAAGGUCUAUCACAGUCCUCCUAGGAGCCCACAACAGAAAAGUAAAAGAAGACACAUGGCAGAAGCUUGAGGUUGAAAAGCAAUUCCCUCAUCCAAAAUACGAUGGCCAUUUGGUUCUCAAUGACAUCAUGUUACUGAAGCUGAAGGAGAAAGCCAACCUAACCCUAGGCGUGGGCACCCUCCCGUUCUCAGCCAAAUCAAACUUCAUCCACCCUGGGAGGGUGUGCCGGGCAGUUGGCUGGGGAAGAACAAACGUGAAUGAACCAGCCUCCGACACACUGCAAGAGGUGAAGAUGAGUGUCUUGGAUCCCCAAGCCUGCCAUCACUUUGAGAGUUUUCACCAUGAACCCCAGCUGUGUGUGGGCAAUCCCAAGAAGAUGCGAAAUGUAUACAAGGGAGACUCUGGAGGACCCCUCCUGUGUGCUGGGAUAGCCCAAGGCAUCGCAUCCUAUGUACAUCCGAACGCAAAGCCCCCGGCUGUCUUCACCAGAAUCUCCCAUUACAGGCCCUGGAUCAAUAAGAUCUUGAUAGAGAAUUAA
This is a messenger RNA of Onychomys torridus (southern grasshopper mouse), 744 nucleotides long. Its product is annotated as chymase-like. The record is from RefSeq and is a predicted model, not a curated record. Lineage: Eukaryota; Metazoa; Chordata; Mammalia; Rodentia; Cricetidae. Gene Ontology annotation, molecular function: serine-type endopeptidase activity. Gene Ontology annotation, biological process: proteolysis. Gene Ontology annotation, cellular component: cytoplasm; intracellular membrane-bounded organelle.